Messenger RNA from Desarmillaria tabescens, 2592 nucleotides. RefSeq names its product MCM2/3/5 family-domain-containing protein. Gene Ontology annotation, biological process: DNA replication; double-strand break repair via break-induced replication; mitotic DNA replication initiation. Lineage: Eukaryota; Fungi; Basidiomycota; Agaricomycetes; Agaricales; Physalacriaceae. The record is from RefSeq and is a predicted model, not a curated record. Gene Ontology annotation, molecular function: ATP hydrolysis activity; single-stranded DNA binding; single-stranded DNA helicase activity. The transcript is spliced from 5 exons. Gene Ontology annotation, cellular component: nucleus; MCM complex. The coding region runs from base 22 to 2538 and encodes 838 amino acids.
CCUCUUUUCUCAUCUCCCACCAUGCUCGACGACACGCCUAUCCCCGACGACCAGCAUCGCGACAGAAGCCGUAUUUUUGAGGAGUUUCUUGACUCUGAAUCCGACAUCUACAACUACAAAGAUGAUAUCUACCGAAUGCUUCGGAUGGACCAGACGCGUCUCAUCGUCAAUAUCGAUGACCUCCGCGACUACAGGCGUGAAUUUGCAGACGGUCUACUCAAGCAUCCAGUAGACUUCCUACCAGCAUUUGACGACGCACUUUCUGCCAUUGUUUCUCGUGUUCACGACCCAGAAAAGCACGAGAUCCAGGACAAGAGCUACCGUAUAGGACUCAGCGGUUCCUUCGGUGACCAUCAUGUCACUCCCAGAACCCUCCAUGCCGCCCAUCUCGGAUCCAUGAUAUCCUUAGAAGGAAUCAUAACUCGGUGUUCCCUUGUGCGUCCCAAGAUGCUGAAGUCGGUGCACUACUGCCCCGAAACACACCUUUUCCACUCACGAGAAUACCGCGACGCGACAUCAUCCAGCUCAAACCUUCCACCCACAUCGUCUGUCACCCCACAGACUGAUGACGAUGGACACCUCCUUCAGACCGAAUAUGGUCUUUGCGUCUUCCGCGACCACCAGCGCAUCAGCAUCCAAGAGAUGCCUGAGCGCGCACCUGCGGGUCAAUUGCCCCGCAGUACCGACAUAAUACUAGACGAUGAUCUAGUCGACAAAUGCAAGCCGGGUGACCGAAUCCAGCUGGUUGGGGUAUAUCGUAGUGUUGGUGGAGGGUCCAGUGGGGCAUUCAAGUCCUUGAUCUUGGCAAACAACAUCAAUCUUCUAUCCUCCAAAGUUGGCGGCGGCAUCGCGCAAACUCCUCUCACCGAUACAGACAUCCGCCAGAUCAAUCAGCUGGCUAAAAAGUCAAACAUCUUCAAGGAACUCUCAGAAUCUCUUGCGCCGUCUAUUUGCGGCCAUGAAUAUAUAAAGAGGGCUAUUCUUCUUCUAUUAUUGGGCGGCGCGGAAAAAAAUCUGCCCAAUGGUACACAUAUUCGUGGUGAUAUCAAUCUGCUGAUGGUCGGCGAUCCCUCCACUGCUAAAUCGCAGCUCCUAAGGUUCGUGCUUGGUACGGCACCCCUUGCUAUUGCAACCACCGGUAGAGGGAGCUCUGGAGUCGGUCUGACUGCAGCUGUGACCACAGAUCGCGAUACAGGAGAACGACGUCUAGAAGCUGGUGCCAUGGUUCUUGCUGACCGUGGUGUGGUGUGUAUCGAUGAAUUUGACAAGAUGUCGGAUAUCGACAGGGUAGCCAUUCACGAAGUCAUGGAGCAACAGACAGUUACUAUUGCCAAAGCUGGUAUCCAUACCAGCCUGAAUGCUCGAUGUAGUGUUGUAGCUGCUGCCAACCCCAUCUAUGGCCAGUACGACAUUCACAAAGACCCUCAUAAAAACAUUGCUCUCCCUGACUCUCUUCUCUCCCGUUUCGAUCUGCUCUUCAUUGUGACGGACGAUGUCGAUGAAAAACGCGACCGACAAAUUGCCGACCACGUUCUGCGCAUACAUCGGUAUCUCCCUCCUGGUGUCGAAGAAGGCACUCCAUCUCAAGACAAUCUAUCUCAACCACUAUCCGUAGAUGGACCAUCCAACGCUCCUGCUGAUAGCGAGGCCGACAGCAGUCCUUACGAGAAAUUUGAUCCAUUAUUGCACAUCGGUGUUGCAGCUUCUAAUGCGGGCCGAAAGACACGUAGUCAAACAGCAGCGCAGGCAGCCCAGACCCAGGUUCUCAAGCUAUCCUUCGUGAAGAAGUAUAUACAAUAUGCAAAAAGCAAAGCGGCUCCGGUUUUGACGAAGGGUGCGGCGGACCACAUCGUUCAAGUAUACGCCACCCUCCGAAAUGAGAUCAUGGAAGGGAACAACAAAAGAACUUCCCCGCUGACUGCUCGUACGUUGGAGACACUGAUCCGUCUGGCCACGGCGCACGCCAAAGCCCGGCUAUCUGUCAAAGUGGAACAUCAAGAUGCGAAACAAGCUGAAGAAAUCAUGCGGUUUGCCCUCUUCAAAGAAGUUCCCAAACGUCAACGCCGCAAGAAGAGAAAGCUCAACAGUGGUGCGGCCGUUCGGAAAGGUGUAGAUGACGGUGAAGGGAGCGAUGAAGACUCUGGAGGUGAAGAGACCGGAGACGAUGAACCUGCCUCCGAGAGGAUGAGUAUGCCCCCUGGGUCUCCAAAGACGACGGGAACAACGACCGUCCAGGAUCCUGUCUGGGGUGAUGACAGUCAAGACGUGACAAUGGUAGCGUCGUCGUCUGGGUCAGCUACUGCAAGCGGAAAGAUGACCCCCGAAAGAUAUGCCUUCUUCCGCUCUCGGGUAUCCAAAUUAUUCGGCUCAAAACUGCUCGACGAGGAGUCAGUCUUUCUCAAAGAUCUACUCGAGAUGGUCAACGAGGGUUUAUCCACGGAUAUGUUGUUUGGGACAGUCGAAGCCACAGAAGCAUGUCAAGUCAUGACAGAUGCAGAAGAGUUGAUGCUUAGCGAAGGCAUUGUCUACAAGCUUUAAUCUAUAUUUCCACGGAUUCGCAUUAUGUAUUUUACGCUGGUUUUUUAUGUUUUC